This is a messenger RNA of Calidris pugnax (ruff), 5759 nucleotides long. RefSeq names its product integrin alpha 6 (gene ITGA6). Gene Ontology annotation, biological process: integrin-mediated signaling pathway; cell adhesion mediated by integrin; cell-matrix adhesion. NCBI's taxonomy places the organism in Eukaryota, Metazoa, Chordata, Aves, Charadriiformes, Scolopacidae. The transcript is spliced from 21 exons. Gene Ontology annotation, molecular function: integrin binding. The coding region runs from base 1122 to 3815 and encodes 897 amino acids. The record is from RefSeq and is a predicted model, not a curated record. Gene Ontology annotation, cellular component: integrin complex; external side of plasma membrane.
UCUUAAACUUUUGUGAUCUCAGCUUGGUGCAAUGAUAGAAAAUGGGAGCAGAAAAUCCUUCAUUUGUGGACCCUGUAACAUGUUAACCAUUUUGGAUAAUUCACAUCUCCAUCCGCGUUUAUGGGCCAGUUUUAAGUGUAAGAUGAGACUCUGCUGAGGCACCUGGAAGAGCUGCUAAUGUAAUGAGAGAUUAAAGAGCUGUGAUGAGGACCUACUGAUUCUCAGGGAGUGAUUCUCAUCACUCUAAUAGUGAAGUACAGCCUAUGGAUCUGUAGUCCUUAGUCACACGGUCUCAGCCAUGUGGUAUCAGAGAGUUUAUCAAAAUUUGAGUUUCUGGAUGUCACUGUUAAGACUGCAGUUUCCCUCUCCUGGUAGGUGAGUGCAAUUUUUUUUAUUCUUCAAGUUUUUACAGGCCUUUAAACUGCCAUAAUGUGAGUAAUGUUUAUAUUUUAAGCGUGUUCACAUUUUCAGUGUGUGUGUGCAUUGCUGGGGGUGAGUCUCUUGCACUUUGUCCUUAGGCUGGUGACGUUACUGUACACCAGUGAGAUAGGCUGGUGCAGAGAAAAGGCUACGCUCCAUUUUUGGAAGGGCCUCAAGCGUAAAGAACCUUUCAGUUCUAGCACAGAUAACUGUGGUGUACUGGAUCCGCUGCUUUUGGCACAAGCAACAAAUACAGUUUUGGUAACUUGAAACUGGAAUUUCUGUGUGAGUAGUGGGAAGUUGAACAGAUGGGAAGGGCAUUGCUAAUAUAAAAAGUAAAAGUAAGUCAAGAGAAGAGCCAACCUAGAGGUACGUAUUUUUUAGAAGAAAUAGAACAUAAACUCCCGUUAAGUAUCAGCAAUAAUUACUGGAUGUGAAAAAAAUAAAUAUCGUAAGAGCUUAUGUUAGAAAGAGAAGCUGCAAGCCUGUUCCGGUGAAAUAAAAAUUGGUGAAGUGAGAAGUGUCUGGGGAGGUGUCUUUUGCUGUGAACAGAGUAAUACUGACUUUUUGCAGUUUCAUAACAAAUGCAUUUAUCUCCUAAAUGUAAAUGCUGCCUUUGAUUUGUCACAAUCAGAACUUCGUCCAGGCAAGCUUGCUGUUCCCUGGCAUUGCUGUUCCCUCUCUUUAGACAGUAAAUAAACAUGGUUAUAGCUGCUUUGCUUAACUGCUGUUUUUUUCUCUUCAAUCUUUCACUCGUGUUUACAGGUCUUCUAUUUUUGACAGCUGUAUCUGAUACUCAUCCAGAUCAGUUUGUAUACAAAACACUGCCCCCCAGCAUACAGGUGGACAAAUCGGUGGAUGUAAUGAUGAAUAGCUACUUAGGUUUCUCUUUGGACUCUGGUAAAGGAAUUGUCUCCCAAGAUGAGAUGACUUUUGUGUCUGGUGCCCCAAGAGCCAACCACAGCGGAGCAGUUGUUUUACUGAAAAAAGAGAAAAAUCAGAGAGCACUUUCACUGGAGCACAUGUUUGAAGGAGAAGGACUGGCCUCUUCCUUCGGCUACGACGUUGCUGUUGUGGAUCUCAACAAUGACGGAUGGCAAGACAUUGUUGUUGGAGCCCCGCAGUAUUUUGACAGAAGUGGAGAUAUUGGUGGUGCUGUGUACAUCUACAUUAACCAGCAAGGCAAAUGGGAAGGAGUAAAACCCAUUCGCUUAAAUGGAACCACUGACUCCAUGUUUGGUCUCGCAGUUGAAAAUGUUGGGGACGUUAAUCAGGACGGGUAUCCAGAUAUUGCAGUAGGGGCUCCAUAUGAUGGCUUUGGCAAAGUCUACAUUUAUCAUGGAUCCAAGAAUGGAAUAAAUACAAAACCAGCACAGAUUCUUGACGGUGAAAAAACAGGCACUAAUUUCUUUGGUUACUCCAUUGCUGGAAACAUGGACCUGGAUAAAAAUUCCUACCCUGAUAUUGCUGUUGGUUCCCUUUCAGAUUCUGUGGCUGUGUUCAGGUCUCGACCUGUGAUAAGCAUUAGAAAAAGCAUUACAGUACAGCCUGACAGAAUUGAUCUAAAGAAAAAGAACCCUGAGGACCCUAGUGAAAUAUGGAUGGAUGUGAAAGCAUGUUUUCAAUAUACUGCAAACCCCAGUGAUUUAAAUCCAAGAAUAAAGAUCAACUAUACGUUUGAAGCGGAGAACGAGAGGAGGCAGUUAGGCCUGCCCUCUAGGGUACGGUUUAAAGACCACCUCUCUGACCAGUUUACUGCAAGUACAACCCUAAUACGGCAGAAGGCAGAAGAGUGUGUGUCAACAAAGCUUGUACUGCAGGAAAAAAUUAAAGAUAAGCUACGCCCCAUUCCAAUAUCAGUCAGCGUUAAAAUUGCUGGCCUGGAGUCCAGCUCAUCGUCCACAAGAAAAGAGAGCGCACUGCCGGAUCUUAUACCAAUUCUAAAUACAAAUGAAUCUGAGACAAAGACCACAAAAGUGGAGUUCUUAAAAGAAGGAUGCGGAGAAGACAACGAAUGCCACAGCAAUCUGAAACUUCAGUACCGGUUUUGCACUAGAGAAGGAAAUGAAGACAGGUUUACUUAUUUACCGAUUGAAAACGGCACCCCAGUGCUUGUUCUGAAAGAUCAGAAAGAUAUUGCCCUGGAAAUAACAAUAACAAACAAUCCAUCUGAUGCAAGAAAUCCACAAAAAGAUGGUGAAGAUGCCUAUGAAGCUAAACUAAUUGCAACUUUUCCAGACAGCCUGACGUAUUCUGCAUUUAGGGAGAUGAGGGCUUAUCCUGAAAAACAGCUAACGUGUGGUGCUAACCAAAAUGGUUCUCAAGCAGAGUGUGAACUUGGAAAUCCUUUCAAAAGAAAUUCCAAUGUAACCUUUUAUCUGAUCUUAAGUACCACUAAAGUUAAUGUUGAUACAACAGACUUGGAUAUUAAUCUGAAGUUGGAAACAACAAGCACUCAAGUUAAUUUGGCUCCAAUUACAGCUAGUGCUAAAGUGGUUCUUGAAUUGCUUUUAUCGCUCACUGGAGUUGCUAAGCCUUCUCAGGUAUAUUUUGGAGGUAACAUCAUUGGUGAAAGUGCUAUGAAAUCUGAAGAUCACAUUGGAAACCUCAUAGAGUAUGAAUUCAGAGUAACUAACCUGGGCAGACCACUGAAAACAUUCGGUACAGCUUCCCUGGACAUCCAGUGGCCGAAAGAAAUUAGUAAUGGCAAAUGGCUGCUUUAUUUGAUGAAAAUAGAUUCCAAAGGCUUGGAAAAAGUCUCCUGUCAGCCCGAGAGUGAAAUCAACAGUUUGCAUGUUGCGGAAUCCCAUAACUCAAGAAGGAAACGUGAGGUUGCAGAGAAGCAGAUUACAGACAGCAAAGCCUUUUCUUUAUUCUCAGAAAGGAAAUACAUGACCUUGGACUGCAAUGUGAACGCACGCUGCGUGGACAUUAAAUGUCCCCUGAAAGGUUUAGACAGCAAAGCAUCUAUUGUGCUGCGGUCCAGGCUGUGGAACAGCACUUUCUUAGAAGAAUACUCCAAAAUGAACUACCUGGACAUUGUUGUCAGGGCUUCGGUCAGUGUUCCUGCUGCAGCUAAGAACGUUAAACUCACAAAUGAAGCUGCUCAGGUGCGUGUUACUGUCUUUCCUGCAAAACCAGUUGCACUUUAUACAGGAGUACCUUGGUGGAUCAUCGCAGUGGCUAUUUUUGCUGGAGUACUGAUGCUCGCACUGUUGGUAUUCUUACUAUGGAAGUGCGGGUUCUUCCAGCGCUCCAGGUACGAAGACAGUGUCCCCCGAUACCAUGCUGUAAGAAUUCGAAAAGAAGAGCGACAGAUCAAAGAUGGGCAAUGCAAGGACCUUGACACAAAACAGUGGUUCACAAAAUGGAAUGAAAAUGAAAGUUAUUCUUAGGGACAAAAAAAAUUCAUCCACAAAGUUCAGAUAGAGGUUAAUUGUUUUCAUUAAUGGAAUAUUGAUGGAGUUAGACCUACAAACACUAAGGACAUUCACCAUUUGAGUGUAGAUAUUACUACUUAUAUUGAGGCUUUUGUUUGCACAGUUAAAAUUGCUUCAGCAGACUUUAUUUGCUUUAUUUAAUUUCCAGGCUGCCUCUUUUCCCCUUCAAAUCUAACUCACCCUUUAGAAGACACUGUGUUGAUUUUGGGUCUUUUCUGCAAAAUAUGCAGAACUACUAUGGUGGACCUUUUCUUGUGAUUCUAACCUUCUUAGGUAUGCAAGGAAUGCAUGGUUGAGGGAAAGACGAGUUCUCCAUCCUUCCCUCAAUGCAUAGUCAAUCAUUAUAAACACAGGGUGGCCUUAACACACUUUGUUCAAAUAUAAUCUGAAGACCUGCAAAUCUUCUUUAGUCAUAAACUUUGCCUGCUGCAGUAGUUAGGGCUUAAUAAAAAGCAUCAUCUUAAAUUACAUGUGCAAUAGGUCAUGUUGCUCCAUGAUUUUUUUUUUAAGAUCAGAUUGUGAUUCUUGCUCACAAAAAUAUACACAGUUUUUUUUUUUUAAAGAGAGGCUUGACUGUUAGAUGUACUUUUUGUAUAUAUAUAUAUUUUAGUCAUUUUUGUAUUUAUUUUUGUUAUAAAUCAUGUCUUUGAGUCAAACUGUUAGGCCAAAGACUUAACUGAACCUUCAAAUCCACUGUGUUUUUGAACUUCAGAUUACAAGACCUGAGACUUUUACUGCAUUGUAAUACAUCACUGAAGGUGCCAAUGCUUUCUAAAAUUGUAAAUAUUUAUUCCAGUAAUGUGUACGGGGGCUUUUCUUCCUGAUACUUGUAACUUUAUGUACUAGGAAUUAUCGGGUCUUGUAACAUGGUUUGUAUAUUACUUCAGACUAUUUUAUGAUUUGGACACCAAGCAGAAGUAGCGUUUUUAGAUCCAAUUUUAUACUUACUGCAAGAAAGUGAGAGGUUCUCUGGAAACAGCUUUCCAGCUUUGUGAAGACUUCCUGUUUGGCAAAAGGCAUUGACUACUGCAACCGUUACUCAGCACUUGAAGGAGGCUGUAAAUGCCUGACUUACCUUAACUACGGGGAUCUGAGCUGAUCCACGUUGAGACUACUGAAUCGUCUUGAAUACCUGAAUGUUGAUAAAAGUAAAACCACAAUGUUAUGUUUAUCAGUAAUUUAGUUAUUGUAAUGUAACUGAUGAGACUAUUUAAAGAGUUUAUUUUUUACCCAUGUUCUAAAGUGUUGGUACUAUUUAAGAACGAAUAUUUAGUUCACAAUUGUUUGUUCCAUGUGAAACAAAAUUCUGCUCAAAAAGUGUGCAGGUUAAUUGCUAGUAAUUUGAACUAUGCAAAAACCUCUUGGUACUUUUUCCCCUCGUAGGGUAAAAACCUGCUAGGAGGGCAGUUGUCAAGUGUCUUAUUUUUACUACUAACUUUGAACAUACCUUCUUGGAAGGUGUGAUCACCUAAAAAUUUAUCAUCAGAGAAAGUGCAUUAAUUUACUAGACUCUUCUUCUUCCCACUAAAUAAUCUCAGUACAUUGUGACCCUGAUUUUAUGAACGCUUACACAUGUAUUUAGCUGUUCCCCGGUUUUUGAGCUUUUAAAAUUCUGGCUUAUUUGCCAAAAGGCUCAGCAGCACCAGAAGCCAGGCUAAUCAGGGGCUAAGAAGCUUGACCGAUAGCCUUAGAUUUAGAAGCAGAUUGUGGCCCUCGCCUAAGAACAUGAAUGUCUUACCCGUGUUAAACUGAAAGGUCUUGAAAAAUGAGUCAUGUCACUGGUAUACUUUUAUCUCAAACUUUUUUAUACCAGCUAGCAGUGCUACGUCAUUCCAUGAUUAGAAAUUGCCUGUGGAUACUUGUAUAGAAGUGUGAAAUAAAUUUUUUUUUUAAAUUAAA